Molecule: messenger RNA, 1851 nt
Organism: Macrosiphum euphorbiae (potato aphid)
Lineage: Eukaryota; Metazoa; Arthropoda; Insecta; Hemiptera; Aphididae
Source: the annotation of a GenBank genome assembly
AUGAAUAUCAUUAAUAUUCUCUUUUGGAACUGUAAUGGCAUCAAAUACAAAAACAACGAACUACACACCUUCGCACGUCUCAACAACAUACACAUCAUUCUUCUCCAAGAAACUAAAUUAAACCCAUCAACCAUAAUCAAGAUCCCAAACUAUUUUACCUAUUGUCAAGACCGCCCCCCAAAACCCAGAUCCCCAUCAGGGGGUGGUACAACCAUACUUGUCCACAAAAACAUAAUACACAACCAAGAGGACAUCAAGACUUCCCUUGAGUCAACUACAGUCACAACCAAACUUGUAAAUGACCAAGUCCGUAUAACUUCUAUGUACAAAAAUCUAAAUUCUCCCUUGCCAACCAACGACCUGAACAUUCUAACAAAUCAGAACGGCCUCUUUCUAGCAGCUGGCAACCUUAACACAAAACAUCAGUCUUGGAACUGUCGCACUACAAACCAGAAGGGCAGAAUUCUCCACCAACAUAUGGAAACAUCAAACACAUACUCCAUUUGCGCACCUGACUCCCCAACACACUACUCCUACAAUUCACUACACAGGCCAGAGAUCCUGGAUAUAGUACUUGUAAACCUCCCUCACAGAGAGUAUGUACUUACUCAUCAUAAUGAACUAACGUCAGACCACAACUCAAUUGUUAUGACUAUAAUCGACUCUCCUAUUACAAUCAACCCUCCAACUGCCAGAAAAAGAAUCAACUGGAAGCAAUUUGAGCAGGAAUUAUCGCUUAAAUCUCCAAAACUGACGACCAAAUUAUCAAACCCAACAAAAAUCGACAACGAGGUUGAUUCAUUUACCACACUCAUCCAGUCAUCAACCGAAAAUUGCUCCUACCUCAUUAACAAACCUCGAACCAGAGAGGCACUCUCCCUCGAUAUCCUACUUGAGAUUGCCACCAAACGGAACUUAAGGAAAGACUGGAAACGCACUAGGGAUCUAUCAGUCUUGACAAUGCUAAACGCCCAAAUAGUGUAUGUCCGAAACCUCCUCAAAGAACAUCGUCAAUUAGCAUGGGACCGUUUCACAUCCACACUAAAUUUCCAAGAUCGAUCACUUUACAAAUUAAAUUGUCGUCUACUUCACAAUAAGCCAGCUUCCAACCCGUUGACGACAAAAUCCGGUCAAAAAAUCUACGACACUGAAUCCAAACUGGAAUUGUUUGCCGAUACAAUGAAAGAUCAGUUUACCGCCAACCCUCCUAAUGAGCUCUUGGAGGUCAGUCGAUCAAUCAAUGAACUCAACAGAUACUCCGCAAAGGCAAACCUAUUCACUACCCCUAAGGAAGUAUUUGAAAUUCUACCAUCCGCCAAAGCCUCUGGACACGACAACAUUACAAACGCUGCACUAAAGCACCUUCCAGCCUCUGCCAUCGUAAGACUAAGCAACUUACUCACAUCUUGUCUCAGACACUCCUAUUUUCCGACCUACUGGAAAACUGCCACGAUCGUCAUGAUUCCGAAGCCUAACAAAAACCACAGCCUACCAAACAACUACAGGCAAAUAUCACUUCUCGUCACGAUGUCAAAAGUAUUUGAAAAAAUUCUACUAAGCCAUCACAACAAAAAUAUCAAGCCAAGAACAGAACAAGCUUUCCGACAAGGACACUCGACGACUACACAACUCACAAAACUAAUCGACGACCUGGUAAUGAAUACCAACAAUAACAGACACACGGCUGCCAUAUACUUGGACAUGGUGACAGCGUUCGACAGAGUGUGGCACGACAGAUCAACAGUUGUCAUGCCUUUGUCCCCUAUUAUACAUUCUAUACAUCAACGAAAUCCCAUCCUCACCUCAUGUUACUACUUCAUUGUUUGCCGACGACACCAUGUUCUGCUCUAG